Caenorhabditis elegans is the source of this 2746-nucleotide messenger RNA. It is a transcript of the gene C16H3.3, whose product is annotated as INCENP_ARK-bind domain-containing protein. Bases 5 to 2380 code for a protein of 791 amino acids. The transcript is spliced from 4 exons. The record is from RefSeq and is marked reviewed. NCBI's taxonomy places the organism in Eukaryota, Metazoa, Nematoda, Chromadorea, Rhabditida, Rhabditidae.
GGGUAUGACAACUACUCGUCCGAAAAGAAAUGUACGCAACCUUACUCCAGCUCCACCAGUCGAGGAUGACGCUACAAUCGUGCGCAGCACAUUGGACCGCAUCCUUUACACAGUGGACGUAAUUACCAGAUUCGACCAAACACGGCGUGAUAUUGCCGCUGUGCACCGAGGAGAGAGCGAUAAAACGAUGGCUCAGGUGAUGGCAGAAUCGAGGUGGCAUGAACAUGCUUCGAAGGCGAAAAAGGAGUUUCCCAUGGGAAGCAGUGCAAAAAAAAAGAAAAGUUAUGAAGAGGAGGAAGAGGAAGAAGAAGAAGAAGAAGAUGAACUUCCAAGCACCUCUUCCAAGCCCAUCAAAACUCCAAAACCAACACCCGAAAAAAAGAACACACCGUCUAAAGCAAAAUUAGCGGCUAUGAAGAAAAAAGCUGAUGCCGCAAGGCGGAAGGCUCAACGGGAAGCGAAAAAGUUGGAAGCACUGGGAGAAAAGCAAGAGGAAGAUGAUGAAGACCCCGAUGACAGUUUUGCAAUGCCGAUAUUGGAGAGUUCAGUGGAUACACCGGGAGAAGCUCCAAAAGAAGAAAUUGAAGAAUCUACGAUCCCAGCUGCUGAACUUGAGAUGGAAGAUCUCACAACGGUGGCUCCAAGUAUUGAAGAAACUAGUGGCCAGGCUCCUCCAGUUAUUGAAGAACCUAUGUCGGAAAGCAACACGGAAGAAAUUUACGAGGAGUCCCCAAAAAUUGAAGAACUGACGAUUAAGGAACCGGUGAUUGAAAAUAUAUCAUUUAACAAUGAAAUCGCGGAACCACUCUUCAAACCAACAGAAUUAACUAAAAAUACAAACCCAGUCAAUGAGAUAGAAACACCUAUAACGACAGAGGAACUUAUCACAGAAACUCAAAGCACAGUUGCUGAAAAUCCGACAAGCCCUGAAGUAACUUCUGGGCAAGACCUACAUCCCAAUGAACAAUCCGCAGAAAAACCACAAGGAUCUUUGUCAGAGAAAAUUCCAACUAAAGAAGUUGUCUGCGAAGAACCUGAGGCUAAGAAGCCACGAUUUGAGCAAGAAGUCGCCGAGAAGUUGCAAGAACCUACACCGCCAAAUCCUGAAACUCAAAUUGCGUCUGGUCGUGGCCACAUUUCUGAAGAACAAGAAAUUAACUAUGAAAAACAUGCUGAAGCUUCAUCAAGUGAUGGAAUGGAAAUUCAAGUUUUUGAAGAAAAAUCUCGAAAUGAGAAAGAAGGAAUAUCUACUGAAAACAUUCCAUUGGAGCAAAAUCAAGAUAUCUUGUUGCAAUCGAAGACUUGGAAACCAUGGCUUGGUGAAGAAGUUGAACUCUACCCGCUGGAUCUUCUGCCACCCGAAGACGAUCUGCCUGGACGCGUAUGGUGCCCACCAAGAGGCCAAUGUCAAGCAACAUGUGAACAGGUGGUUGACAUCGGUCCUUUAACAGAACUCGAAACACUUGACCUGUCGCUUUGUCCUGAAUUCUUGUCAAUUUUGGAUCAAGACCGGGGAGAUUUGAUUAUAAAAAGAAUGUUGGAGCUGCAAAUUCCGUAUCUCGAAAUGAAGCUGCUGGAUUCGAGAAUGAGCGAUCGGGACAGAGAGGCAAAUGUUAAGCAAUUGGAAUGCUAUGAAAAACAACUUGAAGAAGUCCUAGAAAAGGAUGCAGUUCUCCGGUUGAAAGUUUUGUGUCUUCCCCAGAGUCCCAUGCCAGCAAUUCCAACACAAAACCAGAGUAUUGAACGUUACUAUCGGUUCAAACCCACGUGGUACACUAGCAGUCGAGUUUGGUUCGACAAGUCUUCCCGUAAUCGAGGCCAAGUUACCCAACAAGAUUUUUUGGAUCAAUUCCAGGAAACAACUGAUCCCACAGUUCUGAAUUUUCAAAAGGAAAUGCUAGAGAAAACGAAACAAGUUGAAGAUGAAGCUGCCGAAGAAAAAAUAAAAAAUUUUCAACUUCCACUGGUCUACGAUUUGCACAAACAACCUCCUCUUCUCCGAGAAAGAAUGAUCCAGUUCCGUGAAAAACUUGCCCGCAUGUACCAGUAUGAAGACUUCGAAAGGGUUCAUAUGACAGAUCCCGCAUGUCGUGAAAUCUGGAAAAAACUCAGACCGAUCCCGUUUGAAAAUGGAAACGUUAUGGAUGAAGCUGAAGAAGAACUAACGGCGCUUAUAUCAUUGUACAAAAAACAGUUUGCUCGGGAGAACCCAGUAAUUCCACUUCCGCGGGCAAAAGACGAGCGUCGGCCUACUGAUUCGGAAAUUAUGAAAGCAGCCGACAGAUGUUUGAAAGAUGUGGUGGAUACAGUUGUGAUUCGUGACCUGGCCGAUUUGCCGACAUACCCAUACCGUUAUCCUGCUCACAACCGUGCAAUCUGAAACUUCUACUCUAGUAGCAUCAACUAAUCAACAAUUUGUAUGAAUAAAAAUUAAUCAAAGUCACUAAAAAUUUACUUGUCGAUUUAUGUAUCAAAAAACUAUCAGCCCAAACAAAAAGUUGUACUCUCUAUAUAUAUUUUGGAAUUUUUAAAGUUUGUAUUAUAUUGAAUGUUUUUAUUUUUCCUGUUUUCCUGUCCAUGGCUUUAUUCUUGCAAUUUUCUCCACCUCUCUCAGUUAAUCUCUACUUUUCAAUUCUGCCAAAAACCUCCUCUGAAACUCGCAAUUUGUCAAUGUUUCCCUAUCCCACCUGUACUAUCAUUUUCUAAAUUAAUAUUUAAUUUCCUGAUAAAUAUUUGUGAAACACAA